AUGUUGCAAUUAAUUGCACCGUCAGGAUGUGUUAUAACAAGAACGAAAUCGCGGAGAGAGGAGCGGUUACGUGCCUGGCGUCAGUCUUGUAAGGCGUUCGAUUUAGAGAGGGCUGAACCGACUAAUCUUGAUACUCGUACUACCUCAUUGAUCUUUGCCAAACAAAAGGUGGCUUUCAGUAUUUCCGAAAUCUCUCUAAGUAUGAUGUUGCAAAGGGUUCCGAAAUCAUCAAUAGUCUUUGCAUUGGUGCACAGUGGUUCACAGGGCCCACCAUCAUCAUCUUUUUUUGGUACCACCAGUGUCGCACACAUAUAUAGUGGCAUUCCGAAGGGGGGUUCUCCGCACCGGACCAACCGAUGUCACACCGGAUCCCAUUUGGUCCAUGCUCCCGCAAAUCCAGACGAAUUCUGGUCUACACCCAUUCCAAAAAUCCCUUUGACCUAUGUCCGGCAGCUCCUGGGCCAACACGAGUUACAAAGCCCUCACGUUCCCACCAACUCCUCGUGGGUCUUUAGAAUCAACAACCAUUGGUUGUCCCAAUUAUCUUUUCGGGCCCACCCAGCGUAUAUAGAGAUCAAUCAUGAUGAACCGCUCAGGCGUUGGAAUGGCGCUUGGACCUUCUCGAGCAAAUUGCAUCGCCGGGGUCGAAUUGAUUUAGACCCUUUGCCUGUGGAAGUUCAAGCGUUUUCUUCAAACUCAGAAAAAUCUCAUUUCAAGCUAUGUCAAGAAAAGUACUUUACAGCAAUACUCUUACAAGAGUUUUGCAAUGAAGUGAAGAGAAAGACGUCGCUUAUCACUCUGGCCGAAGCACAGCUUGCUUCCAAUGUUCGUUUUGCCGAAAACUAUGUUCUUGCCCAAAGUAACAAAUUCGGUUCGCACUCCAUGUAUUCUUUGCAGGAGCGUUUGACUGGUCCAGUUGAAAGAACAUCGGACACCAGUUAUGAGCCACCCACCGAAGGUCUUGUACCCAUGCUGUGUUUCCUGAAUUGCUUCACGCAUUACACUUACUGGUAUACGAAGCACCAAGCGGUUAUCAAUGGGUUCCAUUAUGUUGGAAACAUCAUUUUUGACUCUCUCAUUGUUGAUCACCAGUCAGUGAUCCCUAAAAGCGUCCGAGUGGUCCUGUUUGCUGAUCAUUCAUAUACGCCCAUAGGUACACUUGGCACGCCGGAUAUAUGUCAGCAUGUAUAUCCCACUUUGAGAGAGACCACCGGUGCAACCGCCUCUGUCGGGUUUUAG
Melampsora larici-populina 98AG31 is the source of this 1239-nucleotide messenger RNA. RefSeq lists its product as uncharacterized. The transcript has 8 exons. Gene Ontology annotation, biological process: protein phosphorylation. Bases 1 to 1239 code for a protein of 412 amino acids. Gene Ontology annotation, molecular function: ATP binding; protein serine/threonine kinase activity. The record is from RefSeq and is a predicted model, not a curated record. NCBI's taxonomy places the organism in Eukaryota, Fungi, Basidiomycota, Pucciniomycetes, Pucciniales, Melampsoraceae.